Gasterosteus aculeatus aculeatus (three-spined stickleback) is the source of this 2071-nucleotide messenger RNA. It is a transcript of the gene cahz, whose product is annotated as carbonic anhydrase. Gene Ontology annotation, biological process: carbon dioxide transport; regulation of pH. Gene Ontology annotation, cellular component: cytoplasm. Gene Ontology annotation, molecular function: zinc ion binding; carbonate dehydratase activity. The record is from RefSeq and is a predicted model, not a curated record. Lineage: Eukaryota; Metazoa; Chordata; Actinopteri; Perciformes; Gasterosteidae.
AAGGAGAAGCCAACCCCCCCGCUGAGAGCCUGCGUAUAUAAAGCCCAGCAGCGGCCGCCCUUCAGCAGGGUGUCUGUCACCAGAUCGUCAUCAUCAUCCUUCAUCAGCCUCUUUCCGACCUGACUUUGGACUAAUCACUGCUCCGUGUCAGCAGGACAGCGCACAGCGGCAGCAGCCAUGUCUCAUGGAUGGGGAUACGGACCAGGCAAUGGACCUGACACAUGGGGAGAAGAUUUUCCUAUAGCUAAUGGGCCUAGACAGUCUCCCAUCAACAUCGUCCCUAAGGACGCCAAAUAUGACUCCACUCUAAAGCCUCUGAAAAUCAAGUAUGACCCCUCCAACGCCAAGGGCAUCCUCAACAACGGACACUCCUUCCAGGUGGACUACGUGGACGACAGCGACAGCUCCACCCUGACUGGAGGUCCUAUCUCCGGCACCUACCGCUUGAAGCAGUUUCAUUUCCACUGGGGAGCCAGCGAUGACCGAGGCUCCGAGCACACUAUCAACGGCAUCAAGUUCCCCUGCGAGCUUCACCUAGUCCACUGGAACACCAAGUACCCGAGCUUUGGAGAUGCAGCCAGCCAGCCCGAUGGACUGGCAGUGGUUGGAGUCUUCCUCAAGAUUGGUGCUGCCAACCCCAGGCUUCAGAAGGUUCUGGAUGCCUUGGAUGCCAUUAAUACGAAGGGAAAGCAGACCACCUUUUCUAAUUUUGACUCAAAGACUCUUCUUCCUGGUUCUCUGGAUUAUUGGACCUAUGAUGGAUCUCUGACCACGCCUCCCCUGUUGGAGAGCGUCACCUGGAUCGUCCUCAGGGAGCCAAUCAGUGUCAGCCCUGCACAAAUGGCCAAGUUUCGCAGCCUUCUCUUCUCUGGAGAUGGAGAUGCUCCGCGCUGCAUGGUGGACAACUACCGGCCCUGUCAGGCUCUGAAGGGCCGCCAGGUCCGCGCCUCCUUCAAAUAAACCCCUGCCUCAUGUAUCUCCAUAUGCAGUGUACCCGUAGAUUAUAUUACUUACCAGCACUGUUAAUAUUUACCUGAAGAGUACAGGCCUUUUUUGCUUUUAUGUGUUAUUGUUAUUGACAUAGACUAACUGGAUGUGUCUUGAAUUAACUUACGUUGAGGCAUUUCUAAGCUUUGACACUGGAUAUAGGUCAUAUUUGUAUCCAGAUUUCAUUUAAAUUGUUAUGCAACCCAUCUCUCUUGCCACUAUAACUAAUAACCUAAGCUUUUCUUUAUUUAUAGUUUCGGUCGAUAGAUAAUAAGACAGUUAGCUUUAUGAGAGACUAAAUCUACCCCAAAUAGUUAUAAAAUGUUCUAAAAGUUAUGUGUGUGUCAUUGAAGGGAACUUCCAUGGAUACAAUAAUCCAAAUCAACAGGUAUAUCCUUUUUUCUUAGCAUUAAUGCACUUAAUAUAAAAAGAAAGAAAGAAUUCUUAGGCAACUCUAUAUUGUUGGAUGAUGCUCACUAUUUAGUACAGUUAUCGGCAAAAGGCCACGUGGCCUAUAAGACUUGGAUGUAGGCCUAAAUGUUCUGCAGGGAUAUUUACUAAUAAUAUAGAUUCAUAUUUACUCUGUUUUUAAUCAGUGUGCUUUGCCUUGCUUGAAAUGCCUUCAUCAACUCCCUGAAGUUGAUUUGCUGCUACGUAUUACAUUGUGUUGUGAAUUGUGCCGCCAACAGAUUGUUCAAGCUAAAGUUUCAAUUGAUGCCUCAUUUGGUCAGAGAUUUGUUUGAUACGUAACCUUUCAUGUUGACCCAGUCGUGCACUGACACCAUUAGAAACUGGCAGGUGCAUGUACACAAGAAGGCUUUUCGAUUUAUGAUCAGCUAAUGAUGCUUUGGAAUGUUCCAGUAUGUUGUAUGCCCACACUUAUACAUGUUUCUUGGGCUUCCAGAGGGAAGUUUAGCUAUUUCGUUUUUACAUGUUUGUUGUUGUUGUUGUUGUUGUUGAACUUCACUGAUCUACAUUUCUGUGGUCAUGGCUCACCUCAAUCUAUCCAUGGCUCAGAUAAUUAAACAAGAAACUAUAACAACUGAACUACCUAUCACCACAGUGCAUUAAAUAUUGCCUUCAA